Penicillium subrubescens is the source of this 1257-nucleotide messenger RNA. RefSeq names its product Zn(II)2Cys6 transcription factor domain-containing protein. The record is from RefSeq and is a predicted model, not a curated record. Bases 1 to 1257 code for a protein of 418 amino acids. Gene Ontology annotation, biological process: regulation of DNA-templated transcription. Gene Ontology annotation, molecular function: DNA-binding transcription factor activity, RNA polymerase II-specific; zinc ion binding. The transcript has 4 exons. Lineage: Eukaryota; Fungi; Ascomycota; Eurotiomycetes; Eurotiales; Aspergillaceae.
AUGUCUGCGAUCGAGUCUAAAUCCAAGAUUCGCCCGCAACAGUCGUGCUCUAAAUGUCGCGAGCGCAAAGUCAAGUGCGACCGAAAUAUCCCCUGCGAGGCCUGCAUCCACCGCGGCAUUGAAUCGGAAUGCACCUAUCUCACCUCCCCCGAAGAUCGCGCCCACAUCAGCCAAGCCGAGAUCAUCGACCGCCUGCGCCGCGAAGUCGCCCAACUGCGCACUCAAUUGAACCAGACCUCUGUGCGCGGUCCAAGUCUCAAUCGCCGCGAUAGAGUCUAUGCGCGCAAGAAUAAGACAGUAGGAGUGCGCGGGAGCUAUACCGCCGGUACGGGCAGCGACAGUGGUGCUGGUGGUGCUGGUUAUGUUCAACAGCAUGGGUAUCCGGGGUCAACGGGGUCGUAUGGGACGCAGACUACUGAAGUCGAUGUGACGACGGCGACGGACAGUGCGGCAUUGGGGAGCUAUCUCAAUGACGACACACUACCCCAAUUCCAUGCAGGCAGCAUGCCAGCUUUCGCGCCGAAAAUCCCUGGAUCAGGCCCAAUGCAGGGUCUCUCGUCACAACAUAUGCAUCCCGCGCCCGACGAAGGACUAACGGGACUGCCCCCAAACCAUAUGUACGGUAAGCAGGAUAGUCCACGCUACGACGGGGGCCCUGCGCAUACGCAUGCGCAGACUCACAUGGCCAGCUACCACCACGGGGGCUAUACCCAGAAUACAUACGAUUACAGCAUGCAUACUGUGGCCAAGCAUGAGUCCUCGCAAACAUACUCUCAGCCUUGGAGUCAAGGACAUUCCUUUCCACAGACACAGACACAUAUGCCGUCACAACCUCAACCGCAACUACAAGUCCAAUCACCUCAUUAUCCAGACUCAACAUACUACCCCUCAUCCAUUCACACAAACAACUUUGCGCCCGCGCCCACAGACUCGACCAUAUACCCACACCCUCAGCCUCACUCCUACCACACCACCAGCCAAACACAACAACAAACACAAACAUACUCACCACCCCACCAUCCAACCGAUUACCAAACCCACGCCAUCAACUCCAUCCCCGAUUCCUGGAAAGGCCCCGACAAACAAGCCCUACUCGAAACACUCCUCGAAACUAUUACCAGCUGUGACGAGGAGCGCGUCGCUCAAGUUGUCGCCGUUGUGCGGACUAGCGAGACACCCGAGGAAGCUGUCUCGGGGAUAUGUCGGGUUUUGGGGAUUAGUGGGGAUGGAAAUGGGGUUGAUCUCUCCAUGCAUUGA